GCGUGGCUGAGUAACAGAGGCCAUGCACCGGGUGGCUACGCACAAUGAGACCAAGGUGUACAAUGUGUCUGCAGGCAAGUCGCUGCCCGAGUGGCUGAGUGAGGCCAAGGGCAGGAGCCUCAAGCGGGACACCGAGUUCCGCAACCGCAUCGAGCUCAUUCAGGACCUCGACUUUCCGUCGGCGUCCAACGCGCUCAAGCAGUCGCCCGAUGGCAAGUUUCUGGCUGUCACGGGCGUCUAUCCGCCGCAGUUUCACGUCUACGAGCUGGCCAUGCUCUCGAUGAAGUUUGAGCGCCAUGUCGAUGCCGAGAUUGUCGACAUCCUGCACCUCUCCGAUGCGUGGCACAAGUACGUCCUCCUGGAGGUCGACCGCUCGCUCGAGUUCCACACGCAGGGCGGCCGGUACUACAAGACCCGCAUUCCCAAGGCCGGUCGCUCGCUGGCGUACAAUGAGCUCAACUGCGAUCUGUACACCGGUGCCUCGGGCCCGGACGUCUUUCGGCUCAAUCUAGAUCUGGGGCGGUUCAUGAAGCCGCUGGCGACAACCGACUCGCGCGGCAUCAACGUCGUCCGCUUCGCCUCGCGCCAUCAGCUGAUUGCUACUGGCGGCGAAGAGGGUGCGCUGGAGAUGUUCGACACCCGGUCGCAGGACAAGGCCGGGCUCGUCCAGGUCGGUGCGUACGUCGCGUCCGAGUUGGGGCUCUCGUCGAUGCCGGGCGUCUCGUCGGUGACCUUUAAGGAGGACGGCCUGUCGGUGGCGGUUGGCACGACGUCAGGCCAAGUGCUGCUGUACGACCUGCGAUCGGCCAAGCCUUGGCUCAUCAAGGACCACCACUACGACGCGCCGAUCAACUCCAUUGCCUGGCACGGCGCAGAGAACACGUCCAACAUUGUCUCGUCGGACGCCCGCACCAUCCGGGUCUGGGACUACCACGACGGCGAGCUGAUGGCGUCGAUUGAGCCGGACGCACCCAUCAACUCGUCGAUUGUGCUCAACCACGACUCGGGCCUCAUCAUGUGCACCGCCGAGGCGCCCAAGGUACAGGUUUACUACAUGCCGGGCCUCGCCCCGGCGCCCGAGUGGGCCUCGUUCCUCGACUCGCUCACCGACGAGCUUGAGGAGGGAGGCGCCGACACGGGUGCCAUCUACGACGACUACCACUUUGUGACCGAGAAGGAGCUCAAGGACCUUGCGCUGAGCCACCUCAUCGGCACCCCGUUUCUCAAGCCGUACAUGCACGGCUUUUUCAUGGAUACCCGCCUGUACAAAAAGGUCAAGUCUGCUGUCAAUCCGUUCGAGUACAAGACCUGGCGCGAGGGCGAGAUCCAGCGGAAGAUCGACGCCGGCCGCUCGUCGCGCCUGGCCUACCAGUCGAGCAAAGAUGCUGUCAAGGUCAACAAGGCAUACGCCCGCCAGAUCCGCGCCACGCUCUCCGACAAGGCACUGGCCAAGCGCAAGGCCGAGCGCGGCCUGGUGGGCGUCGACCAGGAGACCCCGCUUGACGACCCGCGCUUCAAGCCGCUCUUCUCCGACCCGCGCUUCUCCAUCGACACCGACUCGGACCACUACCGCAGGCUGCAUCCCAUGGCUGCGGUGACGGCCAAGCCUCUCGACAUCCACGACGACUCCGACUCGGAAAACGACGACAACUUCCUCGAGUCGUUCCGCAACACCACGCUUGCAGACUUUGAGGGCUCGUCGUCGGCAGACCUCUCUGCUGGCGAGGAGGCCGCCAUUGAGGCUGCCGAGCGCGCGCGGGCCAAGGCCCUUCGUGCAGCGUCGGCCAAGCGCAAGCGCGCCGCCAAGGCCGCCAAGGCUGCGCCGUCCGCCGACGGCGGGCAAGGGCCCAAGCUCAAGGCUGCCUCGGACGCGCUGGGCGUCUCGGCACACGAGUUCUCGGGCAAGGCGCCCAAGUCGACCGGCGACAUCUCCUUUGCCUCGCGCCUCAAGUCGCGCUCUGCGCGUGCCGCUGCCACAGAUUCGGACGACUCAUCCUCGGCGUCGUCGUCGUCGGGCGAUCCCGAGGCCGCCAUCCGCCGCCACCGCAAGCGCCGCCGCACAGGCUCCAAGCGCGUCGGCAACAUCACCUCCUCGUUUGCCGUCCACGAGCAGGUCAAGCAAAAGUCGGCGUCAGAGCUCGAGCAGGACGAGCACCUCAAGGAGAUGCGCACCCGCAAGCGCCGCGGCAUCCGCUCUCUCAACCUGCCCAUGCCGCCCACCCUGGCUGCCGAGCGGUACCGGUACCGCGCGCGCAAGUAAAGUCGUCUGCCAUGCCA
Molecule: messenger RNA, 2277 nt
Organism: Thecamonas trahens ATCC 50062
Lineage: Eukaryota; Apusomonadida; Apusomonadidae
Product: nucleolar protein 10
Exons: 1
Coding region: 23-2260 (745 amino acids)
Biological process (GO): maturation of SSU-rRNA from tricistronic rRNA transcript (SSU-rRNA, 5.8S rRNA, LSU-rRNA)
Cellular component (GO): 90S preribosome; nucleus; small-subunit processome
Molecular function (GO): protein binding
Source: RefSeq, a predicted model, not a curated record